Molecule: messenger RNA, 399 nt
Organism: Arabis nemorensis
Lineage: Eukaryota; Viridiplantae; Streptophyta; Magnoliopsida; Brassicales; Brassicaceae
Source: the annotation of a GenBank genome assembly
AUGGUAUGCAAGUUUCAAGCUCUGUCAUCCAUUAAGGAUAUACUUGUGCAUCAUGUGAUCCUAGAUCCUACGAGUGGUUCUGGUUUUGAUACUCAAACCACAAGAUCAAAUCUGUCUUCAAUACCAUUUCCUCUAUCAGAGAGUCUCAAUUCAUCUUUCAAUAGUAGUCAGUUUCAGGCUAUUUGUGCUGCAAUUGGCACAUCCAAUCUCUCCCUUGUUCAAGGUCCUCCAGGUGCGGAGGAGACUUAUACUAUUGUUGUUCUGGAUGAGGAUGCAAUUAUCAUUGAUGAAGCAGAUCAAGCAUUUAACAUUGAUCCCUCUGCAGUUGUUAGGAAACCAAAAAUAGCUACCAACGUAGCAUUUUUGAACGCUUGCAUAUGGUUGCAUUCCUUAUGUUAA